UUGGGCUCCAUGUGACCUCAAAGUAAUGACGACCAGUCAGACCUUCUGUGCACGUAGCAUGAGGAACUAAGGCGUCCUGAGGAUUCGUUGUACACAUCAGCGUUGCCUUCUUGUUUCCCUCAGAAAGCUUGAGAGAGUCAGUGGCUGUUUGGGUCCAAGUUGCAGAGAGACCAGAGACCGACAUCAGAUCGCUACAGCAGAACUCAUAGGAACUUUUCAUCCCUAUUCCUGCAGCACAACUAAGAACAUGAAGCUGCUGUCAGCUCUCCUGCUCUUCCUGAUUCCUGUAUGGACCAGCUGUGCGCCUCUUAUCCUUCCUGUGGAUUGCAGCGACAUCUAUAACCAUGACAACAGCAAACCCAGCGGAGUUUACACUAUCUAUCCUAUUGGGGCCACUUCGGCUGUCCAGGUGUUCUGUGACAUGGACUCUUUGGGAGGACGGUGGACAGUGUUCCAGAGGAGGAUGGACGGCUCCGUGAACUUCUACAGGCCCUGGGGUUUUUACAAGGAGGGCUUUGGGAACGCUCAUGGAGAGUACUGGCUUGGUCUGGAAAACCUCUUCCACUUAAGUAUCAGGAAAAAGUAUGAGCUGCUGGUCGACAUGGAGGAUUUUGAAGGAAAUAAGGCGUUUGCUCGUUACUCCUCAUUCUCUGUUGGCCCAGAGUCUUAUGGAUAUACUCUGCAUGUGUCUGGAUUCAGUGAUGGAGGUGCAGGAGACUCUCUAAGUCCUCAUAAUGGAUUAAAAUUUUCCACCUUUGACAAAGAUCAGGAUGGUUCUGAAAUAAAUUGUGCCAGGAUAUACCUAGGGGGGUUUUGGUACUUUGACUGUCAUUCGAACAAUCCCAAUGGGGUUUAUCGCUGGGGAGCUGAUGAUGCUCUCCACGCUGUUGGAGUGGAAUGGUCCGCGUGGAAAGGCUUCAACUAUUCAUUGAAAGCCAUCAGCUUUAAGAUUCGUCCUGUUCAGUAAAAUGACAGCAGAAAUGUUUAGCAGUGCAUCACAUUGUUUUAUUUUUUCACAUAUCUGCGAUCAUCUGCUGUUUUUCAGGUUAAGAUGUCUUUCUGCUGCUUAUAUCAUAAAAUCUGUAGGUUGUUUUUAUUGGACAAACUCUUUUUUGCAACAGCGCUGUCAUCAUUUUACCGUCAUAAAAAUUAUUUUGAGAUCUUUAAGUCCUGACAAUUUCACUUCUGUUAUGUUCACCCCAAAUUUUGCAAGUGAGGUGAUAUACAUACAAAGAUAUACUACGUUAUGACUCCCAGUAAAGAGGUAAAUCAAGUCUAAAGUAAUUACAUUUUGUGAAUUAAAUGUGAGCUUUUGUUGUUACUGAAGGCCAUGGUGUGCUGACCUUCAGUCAGAAAUGAAUUCAAUAUAAAUUUGAAUUUUCACUUCACAUGUCUUUAGCUUGACUAUUACCUGUAGCUGAAAUCAUCCUCCACUAAUCUAAAUGUAGGUUGUUUAUAUUAUCAGAACAUUUUCUUUCACUUUGUAGUCUUUAAUUCUUGGGGAGCUGAAUCACCAGUUAAAUUACACCAUAUUGCCCUUGGCUUUUCAGCUUUGUACAGUUUAAUUAUUUUCCUUUUCAUUAUAUAAAUUUCUCUGAA
Molecule: messenger RNA, 1599 nt
Organism: Gambusia affinis (western mosquitofish)
Lineage: Eukaryota; Metazoa; Chordata; Actinopteri; Cyprinodontiformes; Poeciliidae
Product: microfibril-associated glycoprotein 4-like
Exons: 7
Coding region: 248-967 (239 amino acids)
Biological process (GO): elastic fiber assembly
Source: RefSeq, a predicted model, not a curated record